AUACAAUCACAAUUGGCUCGAGUACGUCGGCGUCACGUUCGUCCUCAGUAUCUUCCUUCUUGCCCUCCGCCGACGCUGCCGCGCUGAAUAAUACGACAACCAAAUCGCCAGAGAAACGCCGUCGCACCUCAAGAUCCUCAGGAAAUGCACGGAUCCAUGGACGGUUUUCGCCCAUCCAGUCGCGAUCGCCCAUACCGGACUCUCAGCAUGUCCACUUUAACAUCAGCGACUUGCUAGUCCCGUCACCGUUUGGACCAUCUUCAAGCUGGGAGAAUCAGGUCGAUUACUUUGAAGCCGAACAAGGUCGCAACAAGCGCCAACGACUGUCUGAGGACGCUCUAUCACUGCAACCUGUCCAAAAUGACGAGACUUUCCCAUUGCCCACACCGGCAACAUUGUCAUCAGACGAUGCACAGAACAUGUUCCGUUCACUCGAUUUCAUGGACGUUGAUAUGGAGAUCGGAGGAGUCAGUAAUGAGUUUUUCUUCUAUCAAAUUACACAGCAGCAGGAUCCAUCCUUGAACGCAUGCGAGAAUGUGGGCAACCUCAUUGACACCUCGGAUGCCUCCAAUUUCGGACUGCCAAAACCCACGACUGGCUCGCCUUCGGGACAGUCCUCGGACUCUGUCAGCGACACUGGAACCGAAAGAAUCGAUCGAGUACGCCUGCCAAUGAUUUUGAAGGAGAAAUCGGAAAACCCGCCUAGACUGGCAGUUGACGACGCUGCGUUUCAAUCAGUCUGUGCUGAUGCCUAUCAACGGCUAGAGAUCAGCGAGCUUCAACUCCCUUUCAAAAGCCGCCGAGAGCUGCAGCAUUUGUUGAAUGGCUAUCUUGAUUGCUUCCACCGACAUUUGCCCAUCAUUCAUCUGCCUUCGCUCCUGGUGUCGGAAGCGCCUAGUCCUCUCAUUUUUGCCAUGUGUUGCAUUGGAGCACUAUACCGACUUGAUCGACAGAAAGCUCGGAAGCUAUAUGUAAUGAGUGCCAGUAUCUUGAAAACGGAGCUUGCAAAGCAUACUUACCCAUCUCCGGCCACAUCGAAUUAUAACAUGUCCGCCGGAGAUCAGGAAGCAAAUCAAAUGGUGGAACUACGGCCCUUGUGGUUCAUGCAGGCGCGCACUCUUCUGCUGCUAUAUGCUGCGCUUGGCAACGACAGUGCGAUAAUGAAGACGGAGCUUGACGGGCUGGGGGUAUUUACGACUGACUAUCGAUCUCGACGAUCUGCCCUUCUGACCAAGAGUCGCCAGCACGCAGAGCUUCGAUGGCCGGAGUGGAUUCAAAUCGAAUCGACUAAAAGAUUUCUGUGCGCUAUGUUCAUUUGCAGCAGCCUUCUCGUGCUUGUCUAUGGUCUCCCCCCCGGUCUCAGCAUUACACAGGACCUUGAGAUUGAGUUACUCGAAGAGGAAAAGCUAUGGAGUGCUUCAACAGCUGAAGAGUGGCGAGCCAUGCGAGACCCUGAAAUAUCAGCACCAACAAGGACCAUACGAGACGUGAUGGGAGAUAUGCUGGCAGGCAUGACCAACGAUAGCAACGAAUAUUCACCGUACUACGUCUCGGGAUUUACGACACUCGUCAUAACACAUGCGGUCAACGUGUACGCUUGGAACCUAAGCCAGUUCACCCACUUGCACAUUUCUCCGUUCUCAGAUCUAUCGGGUGUCGCGCCAAAUACAUUGCUCUCGAACGCCUUGACAACGCUCGCAAGAUGUCGCGAAGUCUUGCAACUUGCUAAACCAGAAGGCAUCGAGUCCCUGUGGCACAACCCCGAAGGGCCGCUACUUCUGAACUGCGAAGCCAUGCUACGUGUCGCUUAUACGCGGCUAUUCCUUAAUGCGAGUAUGCCUGAUGGCAUCGUGCUUCUCCUCAACAGUCCAGAAGAGAACGUUAGAUUGUUGACGCGGUUUGUUGCUGCUAGACAAGAGCGAAGUCCUCUCAUUACUAAAGCAAUGGCAAGCAUGUGUGAAGCAUUCUCUGUGCCGUCAAAAGCGGGCUAUCUGCUUGUGCAGAAGACGGCAGCGAUUAGUUGGAGCGUCGAGCAUGCUGUUGCAGGCUGGGGCUGCGUCCUGCUGCUCUCGAAAUGGAUACACUGUCUCGAGACGCAAUUAAGCGAGGAUCCCAUUACCGAUGCAGAAGGCGAGAUCAUCUCCCAAGUCAAAGCAGCGCUUGAGGGAAUGGACAUCGAGUACAGCGAGAACGGUUCACUUGCAGCUGCCGUUGUGAAGAGCUGGGCUCCAUUAAUGACCGAUGUUUGGGUUUGGGGAAUCACUACGAAGAUGGGCCGCCUUCUAAUGGAUCUUGCAAAGGUCUAUGAAGCUAGCUCAAGGAAAGCUAGGAGCCUCCGGGAAAGGACUUAAGAAAUUAGGUUUCGCUGAUAGGAUCUAGACUGGGCUCGGACGAGCUUAGAAUUUAUUAAGGACUAUUUAUCUGCAUAUUUAAGGUUAACCCAUUAUUAUUGCACUAUAAAUAGCCCCGGCGGGUGUAAAGGCCAAAUAUUAUGCCCGUAUUAUAACCUAUAUCGCGAUAUAUUCCUGUUAUAUAUAAUAAGGCGCUUAAAGCAGACUUAUAGGUCGGAUAGAAGGCUACUAUUUUUACGCAAAUAUAAC
Messenger RNA from Mytilinidion resinicola, 2600 nucleotides. RefSeq lists its product as uncharacterized. Gene Ontology annotation, molecular function: DNA-binding transcription factor activity, RNA polymerase II-specific; zinc ion binding; RNA polymerase II cis-regulatory region sequence-specific DNA binding. The record is from RefSeq and is a predicted model, not a curated record. Lineage: Eukaryota; Fungi; Ascomycota; Dothideomycetes; Mytilinidiales; Mytilinidiaceae. Gene Ontology annotation, cellular component: chromatin. Gene Ontology annotation, biological process: regulation of transcription by RNA polymerase II; DNA-templated transcription. The transcript has 4 exons. Bases 420 to 2351 code for a protein of 643 amino acids.